Molecule: messenger RNA, 2064 nt
Organism: Yarrowia lipolytica CLIB122
Lineage: Eukaryota; Fungi; Ascomycota; Dipodascomycetes; Dipodascales
Biological process (GO): maturation of SSU-rRNA from tricistronic rRNA transcript (SSU-rRNA, 5.8S rRNA, LSU-rRNA)
Cellular component (GO): t-UTP complex; small-subunit processome; 90S preribosome
Molecular function (GO): protein binding; RNA binding
Source: RefSeq, a predicted model, not a curated record
AUGGACGUUCAUAGAUGCCGUUUUGUGGACUACAAUCCGGCCGGAAUCACGGCGCUGGCGUUCAGCCGACGCUCCGAGCUGGACCAGAACGCCUCGCCGGACCUGAGACUGGCUGUGGGACGAGAUAAUGGAGAUAUCGAAAUUUGGAACCCCCGAUGGAACUGGCUCCAUGAGACGACUUUGCGGGGAGGAAAGGGCCGGUCUGUCGAGGGGCUGGCGUGGUCUGACUCGGGCGACUCUUCUGGCAAGCCGCGGCUGUUUUCCAUCGGAGGAUCGACCGCUAUCACCGAGUGGAACGUGUCCACGGGCCAGCCCAGAGUCAACUACGACUGCCACAGCGGUGUGAUCUGGUGCAUUGCCGUGAGCGACGACGGAACCAAGCUGGCUGCAGGCUGCGAAAACGGCUCCGUGGUGGUGGUGGAUCUGUCUGGAGGCCCUGGUGUGAUGGAGCAUUCGCGAGUCCUUCAGAGACACACCUGUCGAGUGCUCAGUUUGGCAUGGAGAGGCUCGCAGGUGGUGGGCGGCUGUUCGGACGCGCGGAUCCGGGUCUGGGACGAAGACGGAUCCACCAUUGCCACCAUGAAGGUCGACACUGCCAAGGGACCUGUGGCACAGGACGACGCUACUCUGGUGUGGACCGUGGCGGUUGUGAAGCGAGCCAAGGGCGAUCUGAUCGUUUCCGGCGACUCCACGGGCUCGGUCAAGUUCUGGGACUGCACGCACUUUGCUCUGAACCAGUCGUUCAAGACCCACGAAGCCGACAUUCUCUGUCUGGCAGUCGAUGCAGCCGGAGACGCUGUCUUUUCGGCGGGUGUCGACAAGACCAUCGCCUGCUACGAGUCUGUGGGCAAGCGAUGGAACCAGACCAACGUGCGGGGCUACAAUGCCCACGACGUGCGAGCUCUGGCUACUUACGAGGCCAAAAACCUGUCUCUUCUUGCAUCUGGAGGCGUGGAAAAGGUGCUUGUGGUUGCUUCCGUUAACGAGUUUGCUCAGGGCCCCUACCGAAAGUUCUCGGUGGCUCCCCCGCGAACCCAGACUCUCGUCUAUGGCUCGAUUGUGGCCAUGUGGAACGGUCAGACUGUCAAGCUGUGGAGACGCCUUGAGGGCGGCCAGAGAAGACUGGUGUGCAAACUGACCAUGUCUGCCGAUGACAACAUUUCUGACGUGGCCAUGUUUGGUUCUCUUCUGGCGGUGUCUUCUCUUCAGGAGACCAAACUUUUCGAGCUCGAGGAGGUGCUUUCUUCCAAGGGCCAUCCCGUUCUGAAACCCAACAAGUUGAUGGAUCUGGAGGGAGCCCACUUGACCGUCUUCUCGCCCGCUGGAGAGCUGCUGCUCAUUUCCUCCGAUUCCGUCAUUCUCAUUUCGCUUAACGAGGAGCUCGCACCUAUCGAAGAGCUGCAGGUUCCCGAGGCGGUGCUCAAGGGCAACCUCAUUGCCCACGGACACGAGACGGAAAUCGUCGCUGCUGCCUUUUCAGAUACACAUCUGGCUCUGUCGCGGCGAUCGGGUCACACGGAGAUUUUUGUGCGGGGCGACCGAGGCUUCAAACACGCUCGAACACUCAUGCGUCUGUCUGCUGCUCCCGCUACCGCGAUGGCCUUCACGGGCGCCAAGACACUGGUGGUGGCCACGGCCGACAACAAGGUGGUGGAGUUCGAUCUCGGCUCGGGUCUGCUGACCGAGUGGAGCCGAUCCAACCCCGAGAUUCCCGACCCCGUGGCUUCUUCGGUCGACCACUGCACAGGCAUGUUCCUGGACCCCAGUUCCAAGCACUCCCAGCGAGUGUGGAUGUGGGGAGCCACCUGGCUGGCGUUUGUUGACACCUCGACCAACAUUCCGGUCGAGCGAGUCCCUAAGCGACGUCUGGAUGGAGAGGAGACGGCCAAACCCGUCACUUCCGAAAACCAGACUACCACCGCCUUCUGGUCGACCAGCAAAUACAGACCAAUCAUCGGCGCGGAGAUUGUGGACGGCAACGAGCUCGUGGUGGUCGAGCGACCGGCGUUCGACAUUCCUCUGCCCGCAGCCUUCUGGUCCAAGAAGAAGAAGCGGGUUGAUUAG